Staurois parvus is the source of this 340-nucleotide messenger RNA. The record is from the annotation of a GenBank genome assembly. NCBI's taxonomy places the organism in Eukaryota, Metazoa, Chordata, Amphibia, Anura, Ranidae.
UGUCUGCUCAGGCACACUGCUCUGGAUGGCUGUGCACAGCACAGCCAUCCAGAGCAGUGUGCUUGCAGUAAAGCACCAACACACCCACACAGUUAACCCAUUGAUCGCCCCACAUGUUAACCCCUUCCUGCCCAGUGCCAUUAGUACAGUGUCAGUGCUUUUUUUUAGCACUAAUCAAUGUAUUGGUGUCACUGGGGAUGUCAGUUCCCCCCAGUGUCAGAAUGCCCGCCGCAGUCCCACAGUCGCUGAUCACCACCAUUACUAGUAAAAAAUAAAUACAUUUCAGUAUCUAUACUGCCAUUUGUAAACGAUAUAACUUUUAUGUAAACCAAUUAAUUUA